Messenger RNA from Equus quagga, 1223 nucleotides. RefSeq names its product leukocyte immunoglobulin-like receptor subfamily A member 6. NCBI's taxonomy places the organism in Eukaryota, Metazoa, Chordata, Mammalia, Perissodactyla, Equidae. The record is from RefSeq and is a predicted model, not a curated record.
GGGAGCUCUGUGACCAUCUGGUGUCAGGGGUCUCUGCAGGCUGAAGUCUACCAUCUGUAUAAAGAGAGGGUCUCUAUACCCGUGGAGACAGAGACCCCACAGGACUCCAGCAACAAGACCAGUUUCUCCAUCGAAUCUAUGAGCUCACACACUGCAGGGCUGUAUCAGUGUGCGUACAACACCAGCAUGAACAGCUCAUCAGAGCGCAGUGACCCCCUGCCCCUGGUGGUGACAGGAGUGUACAACGCACCCUCCCUCUCAGCCCACCCAGGCCCUGUGGUGGCUUCAGGAGAGAAUGUGUCCCUCUUGUGCAGCUCAGAGUUCACAUCUGUCACUUUCCAUCUGCUGAAGGAGGGAGGAGCUGACCCUCCCAGACACAUGGAAUCAAGGACCCAUCAUAGGAGGGGGCAGGCCCUCUUCCCUGUGGGCCCUGUGAACACCUCCCAUGGGGGGACCUACAGAUGCUAUGGUUCUCACAGCUCCUACCCCUAUGUGUGGUCACACCCCAGCAACCCUCUGCAUCUCGAAGUCACAGGUGUGUACAGGGAGCCCUCCCUCUCAGCCCAAUCUGGCUCACUGGUGCUCUCUGGAGACAACCUGACCCUCCAGUGUCACUCAGAGGCCGGCUUUGACAGAUUUGCUCUUACCAGGGAUGAGGCGCUCACACCCCCCCAGCAUCUUCAUGGGCAGCACAGCGCCAACUUCCCCCUGGGCCGUGUGGACCACACUCACAGGGGCCAGUACAGAUGCUAUGGUAGACACAACCUCUCCUAUGCAUGGUCAGCCCCCAGCGCACCCCUGGACAUCCUGGUCGCAGGGAUGUAUGAGAAACCCUUUCUCUCAGCCCAGCUGGGGAGAGUGUCCUGGGGAGACAAUGUGACCCUGCAGUGUGGCUCUGAGAUCUGGUUCGAUACCUUCCAUCUGUCCAAGGAGGGGUCACCUGCUCCUCCCCAGCUCCUUCGUCUGCAGGACACGGCCGCCCCCUUUCAGGCCAACUUCACCAUCGGUCCUCUGACCUCAGACCAUGAGGGGACCUACAGGUGCUACGGCUCAAACAGCACCUCCCCCCACCUGUUGUCACUGCCCAGUGACCCCCUGGAGCUCCGGGUCUCAGGUCUCACAUGGUAUCUGAACGUUCUGAUUGGAGUCACGGUGGCCUUCGUCCUGCUCCUCUCCCUCCUCCUCCUCUUCCUCCUUACCUGACACCAGCGUCAGGACAAACG